GGUGGACGGAAGUCAUUUGACCGCCACAUCUAUUCUUUCCAGACUUCGAUUUAAAAUGAGUCUUUCUGCUAAAGACAAAGCCGCUGUGAAAGGCUUUUGGGCGAAGAUCGCCCCGAAGGCUGAUGUAAUUGGGAAUGAGGCGUUGUCCAGAAUGCUCUUGGUAUACCCUCAGACCAAGACUUACUUCUCUCAUUGGAGCGACCUGGCACCCGGCUCUGCUCCGGUGAGAACCCAUGGCAAGAAGAUAAUGGGAGGACUCGGCCAGGCUGUAGAAAAAAUCGAGGAUCUUUUUGGCGGCAUGCUCACUCUCAGCGAGCUUCAUGCCUUUCAACUGAGAGUCGAUCCUGCCAACUUCAGGAUCCUGGCCCACAACAUCGUUGUGGUGUUGUCCAUGAUCUUCCCUGAUGACUUCACACCUGAGGUACACCUGGCCAUGGACAAGUUCCUCGCAAGAGUGGCACUGGCUUUGUCUGACAAAUACCGUUAAUUAGUUUGACGACGUUAAACAGUCUUAAUGAUGUUUUGUCAACUUGGUCAACAACAUGUCCUAAUAAAAGAAACUGAAGAUACUCAUAAA
Messenger RNA from Xyrauchen texanus (razorback sucker), 577 nucleotides. RefSeq names its product hemoglobin, alpha embryonic 5 (gene hbae5). Gene Ontology annotation, cellular component: blood microparticle; haptoglobin-hemoglobin complex; hemoglobin complex. The record is from RefSeq and is a predicted model, not a curated record. The transcript has 3 exons. Gene Ontology annotation, molecular function: haptoglobin binding; oxygen carrier activity; organic acid binding. NCBI's taxonomy places the organism in Eukaryota, Metazoa, Chordata, Actinopteri, Cypriniformes, Catostomidae. Gene Ontology annotation, biological process: oxygen transport; hydrogen peroxide catabolic process. The coding region runs from base 56 to 487 and encodes 143 amino acids.